This is a messenger RNA of Cokeromyces recurvatus, 250 nucleotides long. RefSeq lists its product as uncharacterized. The record is from RefSeq and is a predicted model, not a curated record. The annotation marks the transcript as partial. NCBI's taxonomy places the organism in Eukaryota, Fungi, Mucoromycota, Mucoromycetes, Mucorales, Mucoraceae. The transcript has 3 exons.
UUUUUUUUUUUUUUUUUUUUUUUUCUUUUAUUGUACAUUAUAAUGUCAAUAAAAAAUGAAAUAAUGUAUGACAGAAAUGAAGGGACUACAAGUCAAAUUAAAAGGAUUUUAACUUCAUUCCUAACACGCUUUUUGACAGUGUUGACUAUCUUAACGAGUGCAGUGUUACUCACAUACAUACUUGGUUAUAUAACAUUUGGAUUCAAUAGAGAUGUAAGCCUUCUUAGGGUAAUAUAAGUCAUUCGUAUUU